AUGCAGCCAGGAAACAAGGGACAAAGCCCCGAACCACUGUCCGAAAAUGACAAGCGUCUCUUCGGAAAGUACGGAAAGCUAGCAGGUGGAGGCUUACUUGCUCAGAAGUCCAAAGAAAGAACGUACUUUGACUCUGGAGAUUUCGCUCUUUCCGCCGCUCAUCGUGUAACCGAUAAUGGUUCUAUUCAAACAGGCGCAGCGCAUCCCCACCGAGAAAGCAUCUCGCAACCUUACUCCCCUGUCCCUGCCGCAAGCAAUGCUAAUAAGGAUGCCAACGAAGAUCCACAUAGGAGGAGUGCUAGUCCACAGAAAAGCCCUCUCCAUCGGCAAAUCACUGAUAAGCAUAUUGAGGGCGUAAGCGGUACAAGCCAUACGAAUAAUGAGAGAGGUUAA
This is a messenger RNA of Penicillium cataractarum, 393 nucleotides long. RefSeq lists its product as uncharacterized. The record is from RefSeq and is a predicted model, not a curated record. NCBI's taxonomy places the organism in Eukaryota, Fungi, Ascomycota, Eurotiomycetes, Eurotiales, Aspergillaceae. The coding region runs from base 1 to 393 and encodes 130 amino acids. The transcript is spliced from 3 exons.